This is a messenger RNA of Argentina anserina (silverweed cinquefoil), 633 nucleotides long. Its product is annotated as aquaporin NIP1-1-like. The record is from RefSeq and is a predicted model, not a curated record. The coding region runs from base 1 to 633 and encodes 210 amino acids. Lineage: Eukaryota; Viridiplantae; Streptophyta; Magnoliopsida; Rosales; Rosaceae. Gene Ontology annotation, molecular function: channel activity. Gene Ontology annotation, cellular component: membrane. Gene Ontology annotation, biological process: transmembrane transport. The transcript is spliced from 4 exons.
AUGGUUGAGAGUCAGGAAAGUAGUGAUAACCAUGUUGUCAAUGUUGAAGAAGGCAAACCUGGUUCCGUGAAAACCCAUCAAAAACCAAGUAAUAGCUUUCUCUCUGUGUUCUUAAUGCAGAAGGUCAUUGCCGAGGUGUUGGGAACAUACUUCUUAAUAUUUGCUGGUUGUGGGUCUGUGAUCGUGAAUUUGAGCACAGACAAGCUGGUGUCUUUUCCGGGUAUUGCAAUUACUUGGGGACUGACGGUGAUGGUUAUGGUUUACUCUGUUGAUCACAUCUCUGGUGCUCAUUUUAAUCCUGCAGUCACUGUUGCUUUUGCUAUUACUAAAAGGUUUCCAUGGAAAGAGGUUGGUCCCUAUAUUGUUGCUCAAGUCCUUGGAUCAACGCUCGCAAGUGGUACCCUUAGGCUUUUAUUCCAACACCGUCAAGACCACUUUGCAGGAACAAGUCCCAGUGGAUCUGAUCUGCAGGCUUUCGUGCUUGAGUUCAUCAUCACAUUUUACCUCAUGUUUGUUGUUUCUGGUGUGGCCACUGAUAACAGAGCGGUUGGAGAGCUUGCUGGACUUGCAGUCGGCUUCACGGUUCUUCUGAAUGUGAUGUUUGCAGGGUAUAAUUUCACUUUUAUUUUCUAA